Fragaria vesca subsp. vesca is the source of this 952-nucleotide messenger RNA. Its product is annotated as psbP domain-containing protein 6, chloroplastic-like. NCBI's taxonomy places the organism in Eukaryota, Viridiplantae, Streptophyta, Magnoliopsida, Rosales, Rosaceae. The record is from RefSeq and is a predicted model, not a curated record. The transcript has 3 exons. Bases 80 to 883 code for a protein of 267 amino acids.
UAAGAGUGAGAUGGAUAUAAUCCCAGUCGGUCACAAUCUCGCACCCUUGUAAUUGUAAUCUACUCGACCUUGUUUAUUAAUGGCGACCAGUGCUCCUCAGAGACCUCCGAUCAUGAUCCCCAGUUCUAAAUACAAGUUGGGUUCGGGCCAGUGUAGUUCAAAACAGCAGUCUCAACUUCCCACAUUAGUCCCUCAAGAGAAUCGCCAACAGAGUAUGAUUGUGAAGAGAAGAGAGUUGAUGUUGGGUUUGAGUAUGGUUCCAGCCAUUGCAAUGGAGCCUCUGCCUUCUGUAGCAAGGGAGGUUCUUGUGGGCUCCUAUCUCCCACCCUCAACUUCCGACCCUUCUUUCGUUCUCUUCAAAGCCUCUGCUAAAGACACUCCCGCUCUUCGCGCAGGAAACGUGCAGCCUUACCAGUUCAUCCUUCCCCCGACAUGGAAACAGACACGUGUAGCGAACAUACUAUCUGGAAAUUACUGCCAGCCAAAAUGUGCAGAGCCAUGGGUGGAGGUAAAGUUUGAAGAUGAAAAACAAGGAAAGCUUCAGGUUGUGGCUUCACCUUUGAUACGCCUGACCAAUAAGCCUAAUGCAUCCAUUGAAGAUAUUGGAAACCCUGAAAAGCUGAUUGCUUCUCUUGGACCUUUUGUAACUGGGAACACCUAUGAUCCUGAUGAGCUUCUUGAGACCAAGGUUGAGAAACGAGGCGAUCUCACGUACUACAAUUAUGUGCUGGAGACUCCAUUUGCACUGACAGGUUCCCACAAUCUUGCAAAGGCCACAGCUAAGGGAAACACUGUUGUCUUAUUUGUGGUUAGUGCAAAUGACAAACAGUGGCAAGCAUCUCAGAAGAUUCUAAAAGCCAUGCUUGAUUCCUUUGAGGUUUAGUUAGUUCUUUCGCAUCAUUGCUGGAUAAGAGUUGAAAUUUGAUAUUCUGAAACACUUCUUGCGAUCGAG